Messenger RNA from Staurois parvus, 671 nucleotides. The record is from the annotation of a GenBank genome assembly. NCBI's taxonomy places the organism in Eukaryota, Metazoa, Chordata, Amphibia, Anura, Ranidae.
CUGUCCUGGAGUAGGAACUGUCCGGCGCUCGGUUCUGACUUUCAUUCUCUGGAGAUGUCGCAACUGGCUGCUGUGUCCUGCGGGGUGUCCGUCCUCCUCCUCCACCUCGUCCUGCUGUGGGUGCCCCCCUCCCGGGCACACAUCCCCCCGCACAACGAGACGGCCCGGGUGGCGCGCUUCGUGGCCCAUCACUGCGACUGGGGCGCCCUGGCCACCAUCUCCAGCCAUGAGCCCGUCAGGGGCCAACCCUUUGCUAACAUUUUCUCGGUCAGUGACGGUUCCCGGGGCCACGGCAGCGGAGUCCCCUACUUCUACCUGACCACCAUGGAGAUCUCCGUCCAGGACCUGCAGGAGAAUGCAAAUACCUCGCUGACCAUGUCUCUGGCCCAGACUCCUUAUUGCAGAGAGAGGCACUUCGAUCCGCAAAGUCCACUUUGUGCUCAUGUUAUAUUCUCCGGAGUCAUUGAGAAGGUGGAUGACAAGGAAAAUGCCACAGCCAAGCAUGCUUUGUUCAGCCGGCACCCAGAGAUGGCCAAAUGGCCCCAUGACCACAACUGGUUCUUUGCCAAACUCAACAUCACCAACAUCUGGGUAUUGGACUACUUUGGGGGAAUCAAAACUGUGACACCAGACGAGUACUACAAGGCCAAACCAUGGUAAGUGUACUUCUG